GGCAAGGAAAUUUGCUCCAUCUCCAGCAGCAACCACUGCUCCUUUUGAUGUUGUGGUACGCCGUGCGCAUGCGCUCCACAUUAGAAUUACUGCACUGGCUAGAAUAAGUUGGAUCUCCUCUCCUCUUCCGCUGAAAACCCCUAAAUCAUAUCAAAAGCUAAAGGGAUGCUGAGAGUCCGGAAAAAAGGGGGCUUUGGGAUAUGGUCGUUGCCCUUAAUCAUAACGGUGGUGUGGGCACAGAGUGCCAAUGACCCCAGCAAUAUGUCACUGGUGAAAGAAACCGUGGAUCGGCUGCUGAAGGGCUACGACAUUCGACUGAGGCCGGAUUUCGGAGGUCCCCCUGUGGCCGUUGGCAUGAACAUAGACAUUGCCAGCAUAGAUAUGGUGUCCGAAGUCAAUAUGGACUAUACCUUGACAAUGUACUUUCAGCAAGCAUGGAGGGAUAAGAGGCUUUCGUAUAAUGUAAUACCUUUAAACCUUACCCUGGACAAUAGAGUAGCAGAUCAGCUUUGGGUUCCUGAUACCUACUUCCUGAAUGAUAAGAAGUCAUUUGUACAUGGUGUCACUGUGAAGAACAGGAUGAUUCGUUUACAUCCAGAUGGGACAGUUCUCUAUGGUCUCAGAAUUACAACAACAGCUGCUUGUAUGAUGGAUCUACGAAGAUACCCCCUAGAUGAACAAAACUGCACCCUGGAAAUUGAGAGCUAUGGCUAUACAACAGAUGAUAUUGAAUUUUACUGGCGUGGGGAAGAUAAUGCAGUUACAGGAGUGAGAAACAUUGAACUGCCUCAGUUCUCCAUUGUAGAGUACAAACUUAUCUCCAAGAAAGUUGUUUUCUCAACAGGUUCCUACCCAAGACUGUCGCUCAGCUUUAAACUUAAGAGAAACAUUGGGUACUUCAUUCUGCAGACCUACAUGCCCUCCAUUCUGAUCACAAUCCUUUCUUGGGUUUCAUUCUGGAUUAACUAUGAUGCUUCAGCUGCAAGAGUGGCUUUAGGGAUCACAACGGUUCUAACAAUGACAACCAUCAACACACAUCUCCGAGAGACACUACCCAAAAUUCCUUAUGUGAAAGCUAUUGACAUGUACCUAAUGGGAUGCUUUGUCUUCGUGUUCAUGGCCCUACUGGAGUAUGCCUUGGUCAACUACAUAUUCUUUGGCAGGGGACCACAACGUCAGAAGAAAGCAGCAGAAAGAGCUGCCAGUGCAAACAAUGAGAAGUUGCGAAUGGAUGUCAAUAAGAUCUUUUAUAAAGAUAUAAAACAAAAUGGGACCGAAUUGCGAUCCCUGGAUCCCACUGGAAAUCUCUCCCCAACUAGAUGGACUGCCACUUACGAUUACUCUCUUAAUACGGACAGAAGAAUAAUUGGCACAUAUCAUUGUCCAGAAAUGUAUUCAACAAAGAUGGAUCCUCACGAAAACAUUCUGUUGAGCACACUUGAAAUUAAAAACGAGAUGGCUGCCUCUGAAGCGGUUAUAGGUCUUGGAGACCCGAGAAGCACCAUGCUGGCUUAUGAUACCUCAAGUAUCCAGUAUCGGAAGGCUGGCUUACCAAGACACAGCUUUGGCCGUAACGCCCUGGAGCGGCACGUGGCACAAAAGAAAAGCCGGCUACGGAGACGGGCUUCUCAGUUGAAAAUAAACAUCCCUGACUUGACUGAUGUGAAUGCCAUAGAUCGAUGGUCACGCAUAUUCUUCCCUGUUGUUUUUUCCUUCUUCAAUAUCGUCUAUUGGCUUUAUUAUGUGAACUAAAAACAAAAGCCACACAGAUACCAAGAACUGAAUUUCUCUUCAAAACCGGUUGUACAGCCAAAUGUGGGACCUAGGGAG
Molecule: messenger RNA, 1830 nt
Organism: Euleptes europaea (tarantolino)
Lineage: Eukaryota; Metazoa; Chordata; Lepidosauria; Squamata; Sphaerodactylidae
Gene: GABRB2
Product: gamma-aminobutyric acid type A receptor subunit beta2
Exons: 11
Coding region: 166-1752 (528 amino acids)
Biological process (GO): chemical synaptic transmission; nervous system process; signal transduction
Cellular component (GO): synapse; membrane; GABA-A receptor complex
Molecular function (GO): GABA-A receptor activity; neurotransmitter receptor activity; extracellular ligand-gated monoatomic ion channel activity
Source: RefSeq, a predicted model, not a curated record